This is a messenger RNA of Toxorhynchites rutilus septentrionalis, 3205 nucleotides long. Its product is annotated as F-box/LRR-repeat protein 16. The record is from RefSeq and is a predicted model, not a curated record. Gene Ontology annotation, molecular function: protein binding. Lineage: Eukaryota; Metazoa; Arthropoda; Insecta; Diptera; Culicidae. The transcript is spliced from 7 exons. The coding region runs from base 1211 to 2818 and encodes 535 amino acids.
AUCACGGCACUGGGAGGUCGUAUUUUGUCGCGUUCCCUUCGUAUAUAUUUUUUCCAACCAAUGGUGGAGAAAUUUUUCACCAUACGAAUAUAUUUUCGUGUUUACAUCAAUGUUGAUGGAGUGACAAACGUUUCACGGGAGUGAUAUUUUUCGGUUGCAAUUAGUGAAUUGUGUGAUUGAGGAAGCACGCAUUAAUUCAGUGUUACGAAGAUAAGAAUACUGAAAACCUGGUCUUCUAUACCUACACAUACGCAUGAUGAGCUACCCACACUGAGGUCCUCUUCCAUUCUACGUGAAUGCUAGCAAUGUACACUCAAACUAGCGUUGGCAGAAAACAUUUAAACUUCGACAGAAAAAAAAUGCUUUUUGGUAUUCUGAAGAGUGAAAUGAACAAAUAGAAGCACCUUUUUCAAAAGCUUUAAAAUGCUUCCAUGUAUGAGAGCAGACAGGUUGAGAUUGUACUCAAAAAAACCUAAACGAUGUCAACGGGGAUCGAACAAAGGCCAGCUGGAAUGCAAGACUGUUCUACAUCACCACGCUAUCCACAUAGUCACCGGUGUUGUUGGGAUAUUCCACGGCCACACCAGUGAAAUAAUACACAAACAGCAGCAGCAGCAGUAGCAGUCAAAGCACGAGGAGCGUGCAUAAGGACGGGAUAUUUUUCACGUUUCUGGUUUCGUUCGCAGUGCGCUCGUUUAAGCGUUCGGUUGGAUCCGUGCUUUUCAGAUAGGUAGUACGAAAAGUGGUCCCCCAUUUACUACGCCUAGUCGAAGCACAGUGUAUUUGUUUAUUUACCAGCAGCGAAGACGUUGCUGCCUUUGGCUGAAAGAUUCUUCUAACUCCACGGAGAAAAAAAAUCAGCACCUGGGUUUUGCUCGAAGGAGAAUUGAUGCAAAUCGUUACGAACGGACACUGUUUGAUAACGAUUGAGCAGUGUUUACUACAGCACAAAUGGGCGAUGAAAUCUGACCCCGAGUGUUUUGUGAAAUGAUUGCAUAAGUUCUUUCAUAAGCAGCAGCAUAAUAUUGCAUAAAAGUGCGGAAAAUAAUCGAGUGGCGAAGUGAAAAAAUCAAUGAUAUUGUGCUUGCGUUGAAAGUUGUUCCCAGAAUUUGGAAGUGUUGAUAGUAUUCGUCAGUCACAGGAUUAUAAAUUUUAUUUUGAGUGUUCAACGAAAGCAUACCUGUGAUUGUGUGGUUUGUGUUGAGUUUGAAUGUUGAAAAUGUCUUCGAUUUCCGCUCAAGGUGUAGUUGAGCGUGCCUCGGCCGAGCUUUCGAAACGUAUCAACGGCCUUGGGCUACGCUCAAAGCAUCACCACAGCAGCGGAAACAGCAAAUCUGGUGAGAAAACAAGUGUGAUGGAACGCGUCACAAAUGUGCUUUGUGGUGGUUCCAGCAGUAACAACCCGUCUCAGUCAGUCAACGCGGGAAGUGCACCGGAAAAACCGUCGCGAAUAUCAGGAAGUACCACUAGCAAUAUGCCAAACAGUGGGAAAGGAAUAAUGAGUAGUAAAUCACAGUCCAGCACGCCGCAAACUAUCCGCAAAAUUUCACACCAUCAGCAUCACAGUGGUAACAGCAACGUGAAUCACCAUGGACCAAAUUUACACAGUAGCAAAAUGAUCGCAGCCGCUUCACCACUUCCACAAAUAUCCACUAUUGAACAGUUGCUUCAAGAUGAGCGUUUCCUCAACCGCUUUUUCCUGUACUUUUCUUCGUACGAACGGUGCGCGCUGGCACAGGUUUGUCAAAAGUGGCGCGACAUGCUGUAUCGUUCACCACGCUACUGGAGUGGACUUGUUCCUGUACUGCAGUGUAGAGAGCUCCGUCAAACCACAAACCAGGAUCGGGUGAAGCUGUAUAAUUCACUGAUACGUCGCAGUUUCCAUGCCAUCUGCCUCAUGGGAGCCACUGACGAGGAUGCACUGGAUCUGGUCCAUUCUUUUCCCCUCGCUUCGAAGCACGUCCAUUCCCUAAGCUUGCGCUGUUCUUCUAUCAGUGACCGAGGAUUGGAGGCCCUCCUGGAUCACUUACAGUCGCUUUUCGAGCUGGAACUCGCCGGAUGUAAUGAAAUUACCGAAGCUGGACUCUGGGCCUGCCUAACGCCUCGGAUAGUUUCCCUUUCGCUGGCAGACUGCAUAAACGUGGCCGAUGAAGCGGUAGGAGCCGUAGCACAACUGUUGCCUUCAUUAUACGAAUUCUCGCUGCAGGCAUACCACGUAACGGAUGCAGCACUUGGAUACUUUUCUCCGAAGCAAAGUCAUAGUUUAAGCAUCUUGCGAUUACAGUCCUGCUGGGAGCUAACGAAUCACGGUGUUGUAAAUAUUGUGCACUCGCUGCCACAUUUAACAGUAUUAUCGCUAUCCGGUUGCAGUAAAGUGACGGACGAUGGCGUUGAGCUAAUCGCAGAGAACCUACAGAAGCUUCGUGCCCUCGAUCUAUCCUGGUGCCCGCGGAUAACGGACGCGGCCCUCGAGUAUAUUGCCUGUGAUUUAAACCAGCUAGAAGAACUGACCCUCGAUCGCUGCGUUCACAUUACCGACAUUGGAGUCGGUUACAUCUCAACGAUGCUGUCGCUGUCGGCGCUGUUUCUGCGCUGGUGCACCCAGAUUCGUGAUUUUGGCCUGCAACAUUUGUGUUCGAUGCGCAACCUCCAAGUACUCUCGCUCGCUGGCUGUCCCCUACUGACCUCCUCGGGCCUCUCAAGCCUGAUACAGUUGCGCCAUCUACAGGAACUAGAACUUACAAACUGUCCCGGGGCAUCACAAGAGCUUUUCGACUAUCUAAGAGAACAUUUGCCACGUUGUUUAUUGAUUGAAUAAUUAAUUGGUCAAUGUUUCAGUUGUUCGGAGACAAACAGUUGUUUAGUUGUAAUUCAUCUGUGAAGAUACGGUGCGAUUAGCUGUUCAAUAAUCAACUAAGUCGAUGGAACGAUAGUGGGAAUAAUAAGCAAGUAACCUUACCUGAAGCAAGCAAAUAAAGGCUAAACCCAACAAGAAUACAAGUGAUUAGGUAUAAGUUGACAAAAGAAGUAACGUGAAGCUAUGUCGGAAAGAUUCCAUUUCGAUGUGCUGUUACAUUAUGUGUUUGAAAGUUUUACUUUUGGGGCUUCGUUAUGCUGAACUGAUUCACAAUGGCACUGCAAUAUUUUCCGUGAAACAAUUUUCAAAAUAAAUAGGUAUUCUAUGCACUUUUCUCGUGCACAAUUA